Capsella rubella is the source of this 1082-nucleotide messenger RNA. Its product is annotated as ethylene-responsive transcription factor ERF073. Gene Ontology annotation, molecular function: DNA binding; DNA-binding transcription factor activity. Bases 95 to 883 code for a protein of 262 amino acids. The transcript is spliced from 2 exons. Gene Ontology annotation, biological process: ethylene-activated signaling pathway; regulation of DNA-templated transcription. NCBI's taxonomy places the organism in Eukaryota, Viridiplantae, Streptophyta, Magnoliopsida, Brassicales, Brassicaceae. The record is from RefSeq and is a predicted model, not a curated record.
CAGAGCAACAAUGAGAAACACACACAAAGCAAAAAGAUUCUACUUUGAACACAAAACUUUAUUAUUUACACCUUUUUGAGAAAAAAAAAAAAAAAUGUGCGGAGGAGCUGUAAUUUCCGAUUACAUAACGCCGUCUCGGUCGGAUCAGGACAAUACUGGGAGAGGUAGGAAGUCUUCUUGGACAAGUAAGGCUGUCUUUGAUUGCUCAAUCGAUGAUUUCAACGGAGAUUUCGAAGAAUUCGAGCCAGACUUGUCUUCGACUCGUAAACGUGCAUCAGGCUCAGCUUUAGAUGGGAGGAAGAAACAGAGCAGUCGGUACAGAGGAAUAAGAAGACGACCUUGGGGGAGAUGGGCAGCUGAGAUUCGUGAUCCAAUCAAAGGAGUUCGAGUUUGGCUCGGGACUUUCAACACAGCUGAAGAUGCUGCUAGAGCUUAUGAUCUUGAAGCUAAGAGAAUCCGAGGAGCCAAAGCUAAGCUCAAUUUCCCUAACGAAUCCUUCAAGAAACGCAAAGAUGUUGCCAAGACUGUGCAACUGAUAGAAGAGAAGAAGCAUGGGGCUGAUCUUGGAUUGGCCGUGGCUAGCUCGGUGCCUAGUAGUAGCCAUACUGAUUUCUUGUGGGAGGAGAAUAAUGCUGACACACUUCUGAUCGAUACACAAUGGCUCGAAGAUGUCAUCAUGGGAGAUGCGAAGAAAAAACAGGAAACUAAUGGUAGUGAAGAAGAAGGCAACGUUAAUGCUACUCUGCUUUCAGAAGAGCUUCUAGCUUUCGAGAACCAGACUGAAUGUUUCUCGCAGAUUCCGUUUAUGGAGGGAGGUUGUGAUUCCUUGACAUCUCUGAGUAGUCUCUUAGGUGGAGACAACAACAUAGAUCUUUGGUCCUGAAACUUAGCAAGUUUCUUUUUAAAAAAAAAUAAAGGUUGAAUUAUCGUUCAUCCCUCACUCUUGUCAAUAUCGAGAUUGACCCUUUAAAUCGUGUUAUUUUCUUCUAUGAUGUGUUUUGUAUAUUCUGUAAUAUCAAGACUAUCUUCUGUAACUUCCUAUUUUCACCAUAGAAAGGAGAGUAAAAGAAUAUAAUGCAAUU